CAUGCACUACACCAAACAACACAUCAACCCUAAUAAUCACAUACACAUACAUAUCUUAGCUUAAACCUAAAAUUGUACUUCAUCAUCAAUUUAUUUCACUUGAUCACUUCCAAGCCAUGGAAUCUUCUCUUAUUAACUCUCUACCAUUUUGGUAUCUCCUUCUCUUACUUGUUGGAUUCAUCACACCAUUUCUCAAAUUCCUCAAACACCAAAUAACUUCAAAAUGCAAACAAACUACAUCACUCCCUCCGGGACCAAAACCAUGGCCUAUAAUUGGUAACCUACCUGAAAUGCUAGCAAACAAACCAACAUUUAGAUGGAUACAUAGGAUCAUGAGAGACCUAAACACCGAAAUCGCAUGCAUUCGACUAGGUAACAUUCAUGUUAUUCCGAUUACUAGCCCUGAAAUUGCUCGCGAAUUAUUGACAAAACAAGAUUCAAUUUUCGCGUCGAGGCCUACGAAUUGGUCUAGUGAACAUGUCUCGUUUGGGUACUUGAGUACAAUAGUAGUGCCCUAUGGAGAACAAUGGAAGAAAAUGAAGAGAGUCAUGGCCAAUGAAUUGGUCUCUCCAAGAAGACUUCAAUGGCUACAAGACAAGAGGGUGGAGGAAGCCGACAAUAUCGUUCGCUAUGUUUACAAUCAAUGUAAUAAGAAUGGCGGCGGCCUUGUUGAUGUGAGGAUUGUUGCACGACAUUAUUCAGGGAACAUCAUUAGAAGGUUGGUUUUCAAUGCGAGGCACUUUGGUAAAGGAAGGGAAGAUGGAGGACCCGGAUUUGAGGAGGUGGAACAUAUUGAUGCAAUUUUCACUGUUUUGAGAUACCUCUUUGCAUUCUCUAUCUCUGAUUACGUUGCAUGCUUGAGAGGGCUUGACUUGGAUGGUCAUAAGAAGAACUUGAAGAAGGCCACUAAGUUGAUAAUGAAGUAUCAUGAUCCCUUAAUUGAAGAUAGGGUUCAGCAAUGGAAGAAUGGUAAAAGGACAUGUGAAGAGGACUUGCUUGAUGUUCUAAUCUCAUUGAAAGAUGCAAAUGACAAUCCACUUUUGACUCUUGAUGAAAUUAAGUCUCAAAUUAUGGAUAUGAUGAUUGCAACCGUGGACAAUCCAUCAAAUGCAUUUGAAUGGGGACUCGCCGAGAUGCUAAAUCAGCCGGAGAUGCUUGAAAAGGCGACGGAGGAAUUAGAUAGCGUGGUUGGCAAGGAAAGACAAGUACAAGAAUCAGACAUUCCAAAACUCAAUUAUGUGAAAGCAUGUGCAAGAGAAGCAUUUCGCCUCCACCCUAUUGAUGACAUCAACGUCACCCAUGUUUCCAUGGAAGACACAUUUGUUGCCAACAACACCUAUUUCAUUCCAAAGGGUAGCCACAUCGUUCUAAGACGGCAAGGGAUCGGACAAAAUCCAAGAAUAUGGGAAGAUCCGUUGAAGUUUAAACCCGAACGCCAUUUAGAAAAAGAUAACAAUAAUAUUGAUGGGUUUAAGAAUAUGAGUUUAAAUGAACCGAGUUUGAAGUUGAUUACGUUUAGCACUGGAAGACGUGCAUGUCCCGGGAUCAAUCUUGGUUCUACCAUGACGGUUAUGUUAUUUGCUAGGAUGUUGCAUGGUUUCAAUUGGAGUGUGCCACCCAAUGAGACAACCAUUGACCUCUCCGAAAUAAAAGGAGGUACCAUAAAAGCAAAGCCACUCGUGGCACUUGCAACGCUGCGGUUGCCAGCCGAGGCUUAUGGAAUUUUUUAAGAUAUUAUUUAAUUUGAAUAUUUAAUUGUUAAUUAGUAGAAAUUUAGGUGCAGUUAAUUUUAUAUGAAGUUGA
Molecule: messenger RNA, 1803 nt
Organism: Arachis ipaensis
Lineage: Eukaryota; Viridiplantae; Streptophyta; Magnoliopsida; Fabales; Fabaceae
Product: isoleucine N-monooxygenase 1-like
Molecular function (GO): monooxygenase activity; heme binding; iron ion binding
Source: RefSeq, a predicted model, not a curated record